UGACUACUUAAAGUGAAACUCUUUCAAAGUACACAAAUAAAUCUCUAGCUAUUUGUUUUGAAGUUGAAGGAAAAUUAAACAUCAAAUUCAUAUGGACAAAUUCAAGAAAAUUUGUGUCUUUUGUGGAAGUAAUUCAGGCAAUAGGAAAAUUUUCAGUGAUGCUGCUCUUGAUCUUGGAAGAGAACUGGUGGAGAGGAAGAUGGAUCUAGUUUAUGGAGGAGGAAGUAUUGGACUUAUGGGGUUGGUUUCUCAAGCUGUUUAUGAUGGUGGAUGCAAUGUUCUUGGAAUUAUUCCAAGAGCUCUUGUUCCAGUAGAGAUAUCGGGCCAUGCAGUGGGAGAAGUAUUAGUAGUAUCUGAUAUGCAUGAAAGGAAAGCUGAGAUGGCUCGUAGAGCAGAUGCUUUUGUUGCACUUCCUGGAGGGUAUGGAACAAUGGAAGAAUUACUUGAGGUGAUAACAUGGUCACAGCUUGGAAUUCAUGAAAAACCAGUUGGAUUAUUGAACAUAGAUGGAUAUUAUGAUUGCUUGCUUGGAUUAUUUGACAAAGGUGUAGAAGAAGGAUUUAUUAAACCUUCAGCCAGAAAUAUUGUCAUUUCAGCUUCAACAGCCAAAGAGCUUUUAGAAAAGAUGGAGGAUUAUGCACCAAUACACAAUCAAGUAGCACCAAGCAGGUGUUGGAACACUAGUGGUGGAUCAGUGACAAGAAGUUCAUAAUUUCUGGCUGGAGUUUGUCAUAUUACCCAAGUGUGAAGAUUGUAUUUUCCAUUGUUUGACAGACACUUUGUAAUUUACCACUCACAUGAAAAUUCCAAGUGAAAAGGAACACACAAAAGAAAGAAUACUUUGGUUUUGAAUAGCAAAAAAUGUUGUAAAUUUGGUAAAAGAACAUUGAUUUGUUUUGUA
Nicotiana tabacum (common tobacco) is the source of this 901-nucleotide messenger RNA. RefSeq names its product cytokinin riboside 5'-monophosphate phosphoribohydrolase LOG8-like. Gene Ontology annotation, biological process: cytokinin biosynthetic process. Gene Ontology annotation, cellular component: cytosol; nucleus. The record is from RefSeq and is a predicted model, not a curated record. Lineage: Eukaryota; Viridiplantae; Streptophyta; Magnoliopsida; Solanales; Solanaceae. Gene Ontology annotation, molecular function: hydrolase activity, hydrolyzing N-glycosyl compounds.